This is a messenger RNA of Caenorhabditis briggsae, 1020 nucleotides long. The transcript has 5 exons. Lineage: Eukaryota; Metazoa; Nematoda; Chromadorea; Rhabditida; Rhabditidae. The record is from RefSeq and is a predicted model, not a curated record. Bases 1 to 1020 code for a protein of 339 amino acids.
AUGAAGUAUGUGUUGCAAAAUUUUUCCUAUUGUUCCAAUCUAAAAUACGAUCAGAUUAAAAAGAAAAUCCUUCAAAGGCAACACGAGUUCAUGGCGGUUCAACGUGAAACUGUUGUCAGCAGGUUGUGUCGUGAUGACACAGUCCCUGUAAAGAACGAACUCGGAGAAGAUUUCUGUCAUAACUGUGCAACUUACGAGGAACAUAGGAGAAAUAAUUGUCUUAAAAUGACACGAAUGGAAGCUUUAGAAGCGCUUCUUCCCAAAAUGAGGUACGAUUGGUUGAGCAUAAGAUAUCAGCUGAUCAAUGUGAUUUUUGACCAACGAAAAGAAGAGGGAGAAAAAGAAUAUGCUUUAUAUAAAGACGGACAACCAAGUCAACUUAUGUUAGGCUUUAUAAAACUCGCUUCGCCGUUCCUACCAGACAAAAGCGAGGAGAAUCUCGCGCACUUGCUAAAAAGUAGUAUUGAAUUGGAAGCUAAACAGAAUCGGGCUUUCGAUUUGGAAGUAGCUGAAGAGAAACUUGAAGAAUUUGUUCGAAAGAUGAAAGCAGAUAUAAAUGCAAGUGAAAGAAGCAACCCAUCGGGGCGAAUUAUUCGAUUUCAUUCAACUUUCAAAAAAAAACCAGCAAAGACCAGAUACUCAAAUCAAAAUGAUAUGCUUAGUGUCACCCGUGCCUAUUUGAAUAAAACGGCUUUGAAAGCCAACUUGGAGGCAACAGAAGCACUGGAGAAGGGUCUUGAGAAUCUUGCUGCUGCGAGCGAAUUUUUCGAACAGUUGAAGUCUGAAAUGAGAUGUGGAAGUUACAGACGAGCAACUAUCAGAAUGAAUAUGCAGGUUUCUACUCGUGUCAUGGAUGAUGCUCCGGAUUGCGAAUUGGACAUAAAACUCAGCACUACAUCCUGGAAAAAGAAACUGAAUAUGACGAUGGCAACGAGUGACAAGUUGCUCUUCGAGCUUCAGCAUGCACAACGCAUUCUUCGUGAAGACCAAGCAAAUAAGUUGGAGGAAAACAAUAAAUAA